Molecule: messenger RNA, 1398 nt
Organism: Neurospora crassa OR74A
Lineage: Eukaryota; Fungi; Ascomycota; Sordariomycetes; Sordariales; Sordariaceae
Product: glucanase B
Exons: 2
Coding region: 1-1398 (465 amino acids)
Source: RefSeq, a predicted model, not a curated record
AUGCCUCAGCCACUCACCGUCUCCUUCCAAAACAGCACCCUCGUUUCCGCCAAAACCAACCAAACAACCCCCGAGACCCUCACCAUCUCGCUCGAGAACAACACCCCUUCCUCCACCGUGUACGCCUACAUCACCGGCCAAACCCUGGACGGCGGCCUCUUCGUCCUCUCCGCCAGCGGCAACGCCGCUUACACUUAUGCCUCCGUGAACAAGACCCUGACCCCCAUCCCCCCUUCCGAUAUCGCCAUCCCGCUCAACGCCCCCGGUUCUUCGUCUCCUCGCACGGUAACCAUCCCCCGCCUGGCGGGAGCGAGGAUCUGGUUCUCCGUCGAUUCGCAGCUGGAGUUCUUUUUGAACCCGGUGGACGGAGUGCCGCAAGAUGGAAAGGGAGCGGGCCUGGCGCUGGUGGAACCGAGUGUCACCAACGACAAAGAUGUAAACUACGAGAAGGAGUGGGGGUUUGUCGAGUUUACCUUUAACGAGUUCCAGCUGUUUGCCAAUGUCUCGAUGGUGGAUUUGGUGGGCAAGUGUCCUGCCUCGCUCGGCGUCAUCAGGACCACGGGGAAGCCGGAAGAUAACCAAGAGGUUGAAGGGAUGGGGUAUGAGACUGGCUUGAACAAGGUGGUCGAUGAACUGAAGCAGGCCGGAGGGGAUUGGGAAAAGCUGGUGGUGAGAAGGAAGAGUGAUGGGCAGGUGACGAGGGUGAUGAGUCCCAAUUCGGCGGUGGUGAUGGCUGAAGCGAGAAAGGAAAGCUUGUUCAGCGGGUACUAUGACGGCUAUGUGAAGCAAGUUUGGGACAAGUAUGCAAAGGAAGAUUUGAUGGUGGAUACGCAGAACAAAUGGGGGGUGGUUAAGGGAAGGGUUGACGCGGGGACGGGUCUGUUGACGUUCAAAUCGAACAACAGCGAGACGAUUACAUUUGAUAAGCCGUCGGCGGCCGAUAUCUACUCUUGUUCCACGGGCCCGUUCGCCUUUCCACCGUUACCGGCGAACGCGACCGAAGCCGAGCUCGACAUCCAGGCGUUCCGAGGAAACGUCGGGGCGCGUCUGGCGGCGGCCUUGAACAGAACUGGUGAGGAAAUCAGUACGUUCUACAAGAGCAACAACAUCACGAAUCACUACAGCAGAGUGGUGCACCAAAACAGCCCGAAAGGAAAGGGGUAUGCGUUCCCGUAUGACGAUGUGUCAAGGACGGAGAAGGAAAACGUCGCUGGUACCGUGGCAGCGGGAGAUCCAAAGGUUUUCAUUGUGGCGGUGGGUGGCGGGAAGGUGAACUUUGCGGCGGCGGCGAGAAUGGCGAAUGCUACCGGCAGUGCGGUGAACGCUACAGUACCGGUGGUGCGGACGAGGUGGAGGAGAGCGAGGGCAGGUGUAGAUGCAGCGGGAUGGAGGUUGUGA